GGAUAUUUACGCUGAUGUGGCGCACACGCUCAUGGAAUCUUGCCACACUCGAUAAUUCCUCUACCCUCAACUUGAACUAGUUUUCUUUCUCUCUUUGAGUUUCUAACAAUCAAAGCAAAAACAAAAUCCAUUUCCAUUGUUCUUCUCUUCUCUCUCACCGAUGGCAACCACAUUCACGUUUUUUCAACCCACCGUCAUCCGGGCCUCUGCGGGCUCGCUCGGAAAGCCCGAUCCCAACAACAGGAAGCCCGUUUCUUCCAAUUGGUGGGCCCCUCUGUUCGGUUGGUCCGCUGAGGCGGACUACAUCAGCCCAAAGCCGAGCGGAAAACCGGAUCCAGAGUUGAACCGGCCCGGUUCAAAGUUUGCUGCCGGGUGCUUCACCGAGGAGAAGGCGAAACAGCUGCGGAAGAAAACGGUGGAAACGUCGACGUUUCACGACAUCAUGUACCACUCUGCUAUCGCCUCAAGACUCGCCUCUGAUGUUUCGAAAGGGUACGACAAAUAGAAACUCUGUUCGCACCUUUCCGAUUUUCAAUUCGUCGACUUUACUUCAUUUUUCAAAACUAUUUCAUUUGUUAAUGAUGUGAGACAUUCUGUAAAGUAUAAUAUUUGUGCAUGAUUUGUUUUCUCGUGCU
Molecule: messenger RNA, 635 nt
Organism: Vigna unguiculata (cowpea)
Lineage: Eukaryota; Viridiplantae; Streptophyta; Magnoliopsida; Fabales; Fabaceae
Source: RefSeq, a predicted model, not a curated record